AUGAAGCCUAUUGAAUUCUGCAACCAAGUAUCACAAAGUUUUAAGCAAUUAUGUGAGGCUGCUAAUGUAGAAUACACAAGUUUUGAACGUACUACCAACCCACAGCAUAUUGCUACAGUGAAUGAAUUAUGGAAUGUGUUAUUGAAAAAUGGUUAUUUAUAUAAAGGAAAGCAUGAAGGAUGGUAUGCAGUAUCAGACGAAGCCUUUUAUGCAAACAAUCAAGUACAAGAAUCUGUGGAUGAAAAAACAGGCGAGAAAAUCAUGGUUGCUAUUGAAUCUGGUCAGCGUGUUGAAUGGACUUCAGAGGAAAACUACAAAUUUAAAUUAUCAGCAUUUGGAGAACGUAUUCUGAAUUGGAUUGAACAAAACCCUACAGCCAUUGUACCCAACAAUAGAAAGAAUGAGGUGAUAUCUUGGGUGAAAGCUGGUCUUUCUGACUUGUCUGUCUCACGAUUAAGAUCACGUCUUGACUGGGGCAUUCAAGUCCCCAAUGAUCCAGAGCAUACGAUCUAUGUGUGGCUAGAUGCACUUACAAACUAUCUUACAGCAACCGGAUACCCAUGGAUACAGGACAGUACCAACAAAGAUGCUUUCCCCCCAGAUGUUCAAGUUGUAGGCAAAGAUAUUGUCCGAUUUCAUGCUAUUUACUGGCCCGCCUUUCUUAUGGCUGCAGGAUUACCAUUGCCUAAACAAAUUUUAGCUCAUGCACAUUGGACAAUGGGUAAACAAAAGAUGUCAAAAAGUAGGGGUAAUGUGGCCGAUCCUUUCCAGGUAUUAAAGGAUUAUGGUGUGGACCCUGUACGUUAUUACCUUGUACGUGAUGGUGGUCUUGCUGAUGAUGGAGAUUAUUCUGAGGAUAUGAUUCGUACGAGAUAUAAAAAGGAUCUUGCUGGCCAACUUGGCAACUUGUUGAACAGAGCCACGGCAAAAUCCUUACUUCCUAAUGGUAUUGUACCUAAAAAGAGUAGUAGUGUUGAUCCUAGAGAUGAAAUGUUGCACAAGCAAAUUAGUGAGACAGCAGGAAACUAUAAUAAGGCAUUUGAAGAGCGUGAAUUUAGCAAGGCAUAUGGCUAUAUUUUUGAUAUGGUCUCUCAAGCAAACAAACACUUUACAGAGAAUGAGCCGUGGAAUAUGGCUAAAAAUCCUGAGGAAAAAGAACGCCUGAACACAGUUUUGUUUUAUUCAUUAGAGGCUUGUCGUGUAGCUGGUAUCUUAUUGCAGCCUGUGAUGCCCACCAAGAUGUCAAGUCUAUUGACUCGUUUAGGUGUUUCAGAAGAGCAUCGCUACUUUAAAGACGCUGCUUCUCUUACUGAGUCUUUAAGACCAUUAGGAGAACUGGAUGGUGUUUUGUUUCCUCGUUUGUAG
Messenger RNA from Gilbertella persicaria, 1365 nucleotides. Its product is annotated as tRNA synthetases class I (M)-domain-containing protein. NCBI's taxonomy places the organism in Eukaryota, Fungi, Mucoromycota, Mucoromycetes, Mucorales, Choanephoraceae. The coding region runs from base 1 to 1365 and encodes 454 amino acids. Gene Ontology annotation, molecular function: methionine-tRNA ligase activity; ATP binding. The record is from RefSeq and is a predicted model, not a curated record. The transcript is spliced from 5 exons. Gene Ontology annotation, biological process: methionyl-tRNA aminoacylation.